This is a messenger RNA of Tetrahymena thermophila SB210, 4722 nucleotides long. RefSeq names its product EF hand protein. Gene Ontology annotation, molecular function: calcium ion binding. The transcript is spliced from 19 exons. Lineage: Eukaryota; Ciliophora; Oligohymenophorea; Hymenostomatida; Tetrahymenidae. The record is from RefSeq and is a predicted model, not a curated record.
AUGGCUGACAUAUUAAGCAGGAAAUCUGAUAAUUCCAGAGCAUCAUAGCAAUCUUAAAAGAUUUUAGAUGAAGUUUCAUAUAAAAGCGGAACAAAAAUAUAUAGUCUAUAAGGUCUUCUCACAGAUGAAACAGUCAACAGUGUUUGGGGAUCAUUUGGUUUAUAUAUUUCCAAGCAAUUGAGGAGUGGUCGAUCUGUUAAAAUUCCUCACUUUGGUGUAUUUACUUUUACUAAUCCUGAUGUAACUUUACCAGGUGUAACUAAUCCAGAUAUCAGAGAUAAGUAAUUAAGAGAACCUGUCUUUAUUGUUUAAAAGGAUUUUUUAAACGGCAUUCCUAUACAAAGCGGUAUUCAGACUGAUUAAGGUGUGCGUCCAAUUAAUCUGCAAGGUUUAUGCGGAAAUAUACAAAUGAUAUAGGUAAAUUUGUUAGAAAUAUCUGAAUCUGCUAAUUGCUCUAAAGAAAAUGUAAGAUUGUCAUUAGAAAGAGUAUUCAGAUAGAUAUCUUUAGCUGCUAAAAAGGAUGGAUUUGUAUAAAUGAUCAUACCAGCAAUAGGAACUUUUUAAUAUAAAAAAGGCUUAGUCAAUGUUACUUUCUACGAAAGCCUCAAAAGAGAAUGCAAGGGUAUAGUUAAAAGACCACUAGAUGAAUAAAUAUAAAAGAGAUAAAGAUAUCUUACUGCAGAUAAACUUAAAUAAUUAGAUCAAGAAUCUAAUCAAUAUAAUAGCAUAUAAUCUCAAACUAUUGAUGGAAGUGCAAUAGAUUGGUUAGGAAAAAAUUAUGACUUUAAGCUCACCGAAUAAGUUAAAUAGUAAAAAUCUCUGAAUGAAAGGAGCAAAAUACCUUCCUAAAAAUCUUAAAGUAUUUCUUUUACUAAUGAAUCUUAAAUACUAUUGAACGGACAGUAGCCUUUAAAAAAAAUGUAAAACUGGAUGCUUUAGACCAAUCUCACUCCUUUGCAAAUAUUUGAUACAAUAGCUGUUAAAAGAGCCAAAUAUCCUAAUUUUAUUUCCAGAGAUGAGCAAGGAGAAGUUAUCAAGUUAAACAAAGAUGAAUUUAUAAGUUUUUUGCAGAAGAUAGGAUGUCCUAUUCCAGUUGCAGAACUUGAAUUCAUCUUUAUGAAGCUAGAUAAGUAAAAUAAUGGUUAUGUAGAUUACACAAUUUUCAAGCAGGAAAUUACAGGCAGAGAUGAUUCUAUAGUUUCCAUUCAAAGAAGUUUAAAAGAUUUAUGGAUAAAACUUAAGCUUAAUUUUUAGAAAAAGAAUUUAAAAGAUUUGCUGAUUGACCCAACUAAAAAACUCUAAAAAGAAGAUAUAUAGUCUUUUCUUUUAUCUAUGGAGCCUGCCAUCAAGAAGCAAGAUUUUCCUAAAAUCAUUUUUCUAUUAUUAAAUGGAUAACCCUUCAUUGAGUCAUCUAAAUUAGCAACUAUUUUGAGUAAUACCUUUGAUGAUUUACACUCAGAUUUGAACUGGGUCCAGUAAACAAAAAGAAAAAUUCAAUAAUAUUUGCAAUUAAAAAAAGAAGGAAUUUCUUAUCUCAUACAAGAAUUUACAUAAUAAGAUCCAAAGAAAAGUGGAGAGGUAGAUGCUUCUGCUUUUAAAUUAGUUUUAAAGAAGUGCAAAAUAGAUUUAAACUAAACAGACUUAAAUAGAUUAUUUAAAUAUGAAUCAUCAAAUGGACUUCUAAAUUAUAACGAUUUUAUGAAAUCUAUAGAAGUGUCAACAACAUUUUUCCCUCCAUUCAACUCUAAAGAUUCUUAAAAUUUGCAAAAAUUGGCUAGAUCGAUUAAUUCUUACAUAGAGUAGAAUUCUCUAAAUCACUUUAGCUUUGUAAAGAACCUAUAUUAAAAAGAAAACAUAGUUAAUGAAGAUACAUCUAAAAUUAAAGUUUCUUUAUUUGCAAGAUUAGUUUUUAAGUAUGUCAAUCCAGAUAUAAAGCCUCAUAUUAUAGAUUAUCUUUCAGAAAUUAUAGAUAUUGAUAAAGAUGGUUUCAUAGAUAAGUUUGAUCUGGAAACUUUUAUUUAGAGAUAUAAAAACUUUAGUUUAAACUAACAGUAACAACCAUAAAUAAUCUAAAUAGGAGGAUUAGAAGUAGAUUAGAAUUUGUUAGAAGGUAUUGAAACAGAGAACCUUCCUGAAUCUUUAAAAAUAAAAAAAAAAGAAGAAUCUAACUUUGGAGUUCACUACGAUGAUUACGAUGAAAAUGAUUAAAAUGAUGGUUCUUAGUUUAAUGGUAAUCCUUAAAGAAAAAUAAAAUUAACAGAAAAGCAAAUUGAUAAUUUGAACGGAAUAAUUAGAAAAGCUCUACAUGACAAAAAGAUCUCAAAUUAUGAUGCUUUCAAUAUCCUAGACUCAAACCAAGAUGGAUUUAUUAUUCUUUCAGAAAUGAGCAAUUUAGAUAAAAUAAUUAAGCUCAAUUAGUCAUAAAAGGAAGGAUAUUUUUGCUAUAUGGAUAAUUUAAAUACUGGUAUGAUAGACUAUUAAAGAUUUUUAGAAGUCAUUAAUAAGCCAAUCAACUUUAAACAAGAAAUAAAAGAAGAUAACUGGGACUGGCAAUUUGAAAUGCUAGAAAAAAUGAGAAAAUGGUAUAAAACUUAAAAUUUAGACUAUAUGGAAGCAUUUAAAAUUGCUGAUAUUGAUUUUGAUGGUCAAAUAGGAAAAAAAGAUUUGCAUUCUUUUUUGUCUGAUAUUUUGCACAUUCCUCAAGAUAUUAUUACAGAAACAAGACUUGAUCGUUUAUAUAAGUUAAUAGAUCAACAUAAAAGAGAUUCUAUUUAGUUUGGAGAUUUUAAGAAAGUUAUCGAAGAUUCAUUUGAUAUAAAUACUUUCAAGGAUAGAAGUUACUUUAAGAAUGGGUCUAACUUAGUAUAAAGUGCAAGUGAGUCCAAAUUAUCCAAAAUCAGAUAUCCUUCUACUAGUACUGCUUCUUAUAGAAAGUAAAUAUUUGAUGAAAUAAAUUCUCAGUCUGCCAAAUCUGUAAAGUUAGAGAAUAAUUAGAAACUAAAAUCUUCUUACUCUUCUUCUGUUUUCUAAAGUUCCAAACUUAAUCAAACUAUAAAUGAAUUGAGUUAAGGAUUCCAAAAAUCAAAGCAAAACUCAAUUUAGAGUAUUUUUGAAUGGAAAAUAAAUGCUAAACACUAAAUAGGUUUGUUUGUCUCCAAGUUUUAUCCCGAUAUAAGGACUAGUUUUGAAAUAGUGUCAGGUCACUAAAAUAGACUCCUUUAUACCAAAUUUAAAUAAUGGAUAGAUGAAAACAGAGUAUUAAAAGGUUUUAAUCUUACUGAGAAGCUCCUUUAGCAGCUUUUCUCAGACUUUGAUCCCCAUAAAAAAGGAUAUCUAUCAGAGCAUGACUGGGUAAGCUAACUAAAAAAUUACGAUUCAACUGAAAUGAUGAUUAAGGAAAUAUCAGAGGGGAUCGAAACUCAAUUUAGUGAUGCUAAGGAAGCUUUCCAAACUUUUUCUGAAUCUGGAAAAGACAUUAAUUUCAAAUAAUUUUGUCUUUAAGUGUUUGCCCAACAACCUAAGAGAUUUAAAGAAGAAGACUUGAUUAAAGCUUGGAACAGGGUAGCUGGGUCUAUUGGACAUACUAUCAAUUUCAAUGAUUUCAAAGAAGUUUUUUUCAAAAAUCACAAUAGCUUUUAAAAAGUUUAAAAAGAAGGAAAUGUGUUUAUUUCACCUUAUUCGAGCAGCCAGAAUAAAAAUAAAUUUAACUCUACUUUAUCUCUUAUAUCUUAUGAUAAUGCCCAGAAUUCUACUCUAAGUGUUAUUGAAAGAAUGAAAAAGCUAGUAAAAUCAUCUGACAAAGUGUUAGAAAAUCUCUUUGAAGAGUAUGAUAAAUCCAAUAGUGGAUUUAUUACCAAUCUCGAAUUCAGAAACGUAAUGAAGAAACUAAAUAUUGGUCUUUCUAUAUUUGAUAUCGAUAGCGUUUUAAAUAUUUGUGAGUCAAAAAGUGGUGCUCUCAUAAACUGGAGAGAGUUUUGUCACAAAAUUAAAUAAACAGACUCUGAUUUAAGACUAGUUAGUAGGGCAAGGGCAAGACUAGAGAAAAUUCGUAAACACAUUUACCAAUACCUUUUAUCUCCAAAAGAUGCUUUCAGAUAGUACAACGAAAACAGAUCAGGAAAAAUGACUUUUGAUGAAUUCAAGGCUUUGAUAAUACAGCUUGGAUAAUUAUCAUAAAGUGAGUUACCUUCUUUACCUAUAAUUAAGGAUAUAUUUGAAUUCAUAGAUAUAAGAAGAGAUGGAGUAAUAGAUAUUCAUGAGUGGAUGGAAACCUUUAGAAAAAUUGAAGUUGAUUAAUCUCCUCUAUAAAAUCUUAAGAAAAAUAACAGUAACUAGAUUUAUAAGUCACUAAAAAUUCCUAAAGUUAUCGAUUUAUCCAAAGGAAACUAAAUAUUUUCUAACCCUAAUAAUGGCCAAUUUGAUGUUUAAUUAUUUAGUUGGGAGUGCUCAUAAUAAUUUGAUUUAGUCUUAGCCGUUAUAGGAAAGAACAGAAAAUUGUUAUUAGAUAAAUUUAAGAAUGAGCACAAGUUAGGAUGUAUUACUUAUGAAAAGGCAAAGAACAUAAUUGGUCAAGUUCUAGAAUAGUCAAAUAUAAGACUAUCUGAUAAAAAUUUUAGCUGUCUUAUUAAAUUUGCAGAGAAAAAUGGCGAAUUAGAUUACAGGUUCCUUAUGGAAGUGUUCAAGUAACGUCAAGAAUAACUUCAAUAUUACCCCAUAAAAUGA